GAUAUGCCACAGAAUACUCAUUCAUUCAAAGAUGUUGCUCGCUAUGGAGUGCGUUGGUUAUUCAGCUUCUUGCUGAUUGAACUUAUGACACACUUAUUUUAUUACAAUGCCUUUGUGAUCAGUGGUCUGUGGAGAGAACUAUCUCCUGUGGAAAUAUUUAUUGUCGGAUAUGGAGUGCUAAACUUCAUGUGGCUUAAGUUCCUUCUUUUAUGGAGAUAUUUCCGGUUUUGGUCUCUGGUGAAUGGCAUUGAAACUGUUGAGAACAUGCCGAAUUGCAUUAACAAUUGCUACAGCCUGGAAUCGUUCUGGAAAACCUGGCAUGCUUCAUUUAAUAGGUGGCUUAUCAGGUAUAUGUAUAUUCCUCUUGGUGGGUCACGAAGAAAGUUUCUGAAUGUGUGGGUUGUAUUUACUUUUGUUGCCAUGUGGCACGAUUUGGAAUGGAAGCUUCUUUCAUGGGCAUGGUUAACAUGUUUAUUCUUCAUGCCAGAAAUGUUACUGAAAUCAGCAUCCAACGCAUACAAGGUUGAGAGUGCUUUAGGAGAAUUCCUCCUACGUGAACUCAAGGCGUUGUCUGGUGCCGUCACAAUCACAUGCCUCAUGAUUGCAAAUCUUGCUGGCUAUGUCAUUGGACCAUCAGGUAUAAACUGGUUGGUCUCCAGCUUUCUUAAGAGAGAAGGAGUACCUGUUCUGGGCGGAGUGUUCUUUAGCUUGUACGUGGGUACAAAGCUGAUGUUCCACAUCCAAGACUUGAGAAGUAAAGCGCAUAGCCCGAAGUAGCUGAGGCAAAGAGUUGUAGUCGCCUCAGUUAUAAUCAAGUAAUGUCAUUAUUGUUAUAUUUUGUAUAAAAUUUUGGUCGGGCUAACUGAGUAUGUCCAUGCUGGAAGAAUCAAAAAUGAAAUUAACUUUGGCAAAGGCUUUUGGAUGGAUGAUCACAGACCACCUGCAGAUGAUAAAAGCAUAUUGAAUGCUGUUGAAAGGUA
Messenger RNA from Camelina sativa (false flax), 980 nucleotides. NCBI's taxonomy places the organism in Eukaryota, Viridiplantae, Streptophyta, Magnoliopsida, Brassicales, Brassicaceae. The record is from RefSeq and is a predicted model, not a curated record.